AUGGAUGAUAUGCAACAAUCGGUGGCCAGCUUGCGAGAUUUUCAAUCUGAGACAUCUGAUUGCUAUAAUGAAGGAACUAAAUAUUGUUCUGUAAAUGCGUGCAGUUCUGAAACAAAGAACUUAGAAGGAACAAAUGAAGUAUGGUACAACAUUUCAGAAAAACUUGAUCGGGUAUCUGUCCAUGGGAUUUUUAAUCUUGUCAACGCAAGAGGUCUCUUCAAAAAGGUGUUCUGGUCCGUAGCAUUCCUGUGCAUGUUCACCGGUUUGAUCCUAAAUACCAUCCUCCUCAUCAGAAAAUAUUCCUCAUACUCAGUUGACAUCAAUUAUGCAAUAAUAACGAGAAAACAAGCCCCAUUUCCAUCGGUGACUGUUUGCAAUCUGCAUCCCUACAAGAACAUUCAAUUGAAAACCAAUGCAAACGAUACCUCACCAGCCGCACAUGUUGGCGAGCGAAGAAUUAAAAGGCAAAGUAUAAAAUUAGCCACCUCCAAGGAGAACAUCGCAUUGCACAUGAAAGCCUAUCAAAGCAGUACUUGCAAGAACCAUCCAAUGGACGAUGCCAACAGAGCCGUAGACGGUAAAACAUCUCCUCGCUUGGACGAAGGCGAAUGUGCACAUGGCGGCCUGGAUAGAAAUGAAAGGAGUUGGCUCAUGAUUGACCUUCAAAACGAUACCACCUUCAAGAAAAUUAUUCUUUACCAUAGAAGCCCAAAUGAAUGUUUGUAA
Helobdella robusta is the source of this 726-nucleotide messenger RNA. RefSeq lists its product as hypothetical. The record is from RefSeq and is a predicted model, not a curated record. Lineage: Eukaryota; Metazoa; Annelida; Clitellata; Rhynchobdellida; Glossiphoniidae. Bases 1 to 726 code for a protein of 241 amino acids. Gene Ontology annotation, cellular component: membrane. The transcript has 4 exons. Gene Ontology annotation, biological process: sodium ion transmembrane transport. Gene Ontology annotation, molecular function: ligand-gated sodium channel activity.